AUGUCUUCCUGGCAAGAGAACUUUGAUAUUGCCGCAUCAUGGGCGCGCAGCCACUUCGGGUGGAGGCUCUCGCACGAAACUGUUGACACUGUAUAUGCUAAAAUCCUGGAGGCAUUACAAACCAAAACACAGGCAAACACUCAGCCCAACACACAACCACGCGGCUCUGUCAUACCUGCAGCCCAGGACAGGGUGAUCGAGAUCCAAGCAGAGGUUGAAGGAGCAACACAACACCCACGCACAGUGCUUCAGCAGAACUGGUAUGACGCCAUAACUGCCAGACAGGAUGCACCGCCCACGACAGCGAUCCCACUUCCUCAACGCCAGCCUAGGAUACAUCAACAGGACUCCAGGCCAGCACAAACAACGGGGACGCUACUGGUGACUGCGGACGUGCAUCAGGACCCCACCGACCAGGCACAACAGACGGAGACUGCAGGGCCGGAUGAUGUCCUGGACCUGCUGAAUGAAGUUCCUCCUACGCCACAACCGGUGCCUCCACCAGCUCCUCAACCUACUCCAGACCCCACGAUUGCAGCUGAGUUUCCUGAGCUCACCAAGCUGAGGGAAGAGUUCACGGCCCAACUCCAGGAGCUCAGGACCCCUGCUGCCCCAUCCGAGCGGCCGGCAGCCUCUACAGAUGAGGAAAUUCCACGCUUGGAAGUGGAAAUUUCAGAAAAUUCCGACAAGGAAGAUUUGGAGGAGCAAGAUCCCGGGCCCUCUUCCACUCUCACCAGCAUUAGGGUUACUGCCUGUCAGCCACUUCAUCCCACACCUAUCUCUGGGCCCCACAACUCCGCCUCUUCCACUGAGGAGACCAGUAUUAGGGAUACUGCCGGUCAGCCACUUCAUCCCACACCUGUCCCUGGGCCCCACAACUCCGCCUCUUCCACUAAGCUGACUGGCCAACUUUAUUCCAGCCCUGUCCCUGGGCCCGACCACUCCCCCUCUUCCACUGACGAGACCGGCAUUAGGGAUACUGCUGGUCAGCCACUUCAUCCCACACCUGUCCCUGGGCCCCACAACUACAGCACUUCAACUGGACCUACUGCUGGUCAGCUGCUUCCUUCCACCCCUCUUCCUGGGUCCCCCAUUUCCUCUACUAUACAAGUUUCAACAGUGUCAAAUUGCCAAGGCUGCAACCAGCUCUCUUUCAGGGUGCUGCAGCUAGAAAACCUUUUGAUGGCAGCACAGACACCAAUACGUAGACCAUCUAAACUACCUCUGUCAGCUCAAAAAGGAGAGCAUGUCAGCAAAGCGACAAAGGGUGAAAAUUUAUUUGAAAGGAUUCUGAAAGACUUUCAGAAGUUUCGCCUGGGGUCAAGAUCAGGAAAAAAGGAUACUGAAAAUGCACGUCAGUCAGCGAGCCACGGCCUUCGAUUUUGCCUGUAUAAGGCUUCUGGCCUACCUCCGAAUGCUAUCACUGAAGACCUUAGAUUCCUGACCCAAAUUUACAAGUUACAGGCUUUUACAGCGUACCUGUCCAAUAAAGGCUAUGCCCCAACCACAAUAAAAAACAUGCUGAACAACGUAAUUUUGUUUCUCCCCCACGUGGAGAACUCCUUUCAAAAGACAAUCAGCUUAGCGCAAAAGAUGAAAAUAAAUUUAUGAUUACCACCAGGCAACGGAUUCAGGAACUGAUCGAAAGCGUACCUUGCCAUGGGGGGAGGACCAUUCCAUUCUCAUGGGAUACAUCAUGGGCUACUUGGGCAUGUUGAGUGGACACCGAUCCGUUGCCAUCCCCAACAUGACCAAGAAGCAGGUCAUCAACAGAGAGUUGGAAGAAUGGAAAGCAAUUCCAAGUUCUGGUUGAGAAGCCAGGAAACGUCCUCAAUCUGGCUUGGGGGGAUGCCGGCAUGGAGGGAACCUGCAACCAGAUCCGGAGCAGCGCCUCCAUUCAAGCCAGCCAACACCUCUCCGAGAAGGAGCGGAAACAGGUGGCAAAAACAAUGUGUCACGACCCCACCACGGCAGAUCGAUUCUAUGUCGCUCUGCCAGACAAAGACAGAAACCUGAGGUUGAAAGUGCUGAAGAGCGCUUUGGAUCGUGAUGAGGAUGAGGAUAAGGAAGAGGAAAAAGGCAGCACCAGUUCAAGUGCUGAAGAACCACCUUACGAUGACCAUACAGAGUCAGAUUCAUCUCCCUUUGAGAAGGAGAUGACAAAAUUGAGACAACGGCACAGACUGACUCCGAAAAGCUCCAAAAGGAAACUGUUCAUCGGGGAUCCGCGAAGUGGAUCAAAGACCCCCAAGAAGUGUAAGAUAUUGGUGCAAAAACUUGGGACUCCAAUAGCCAAGUAUGGACUUGUAGGAAGAGUGGUGAGUGUAAAGACACUACUUGUUUGGUUUACACUUUUUACAUUUUUUUUGCACUGGAACUUUCUUUGCUGAAUUAAUGGCACUUUAUUUUUAAGUCACUUUGUUUAGUUUUCUCUCUUUUUGGGAAGGCUUGGUGAUACUUGUUUGGUGGACAAUUUAUUAAAUUAUUUUCACUAACCCUACUUUAGAUUUUUUGCUUAAUUAAUGGCACUUCAUUUUUAAGUCACUUUAUUUUUAGUUUUCGCUCUUUUUGGGAAGGCUUGGUAAUACUUGUUUGGUCGACAAUUUAUAAAAAUUUUUUCACUAACCCUACUUUUGAUUUAUUGCUGAAUUUUUACUUUUUACGGCACUUUGCUUUUUGCACGGGUUCAGGUUUUCUGGAUAAAUGUUCAUAAAUGUUAAUUUUUGUCUCUGUCUCUUGCUUUGAGUUUGUAUAAGUACUCUGUAUUACACUACACACAUUAAUACAUUGAAUAUUUCACCUGCUCAUAUUUUAAAGGCUGUUUGAGGUAUCGGGCUGAUUCUAAUAAGAAAUGAAAGCCUGGAGAUUGCUGAAUCCAAUAAAGGGUGCAAGGUCACUCUAGGUACAUGUACUGAUGAGUUAUCAUGCUUUGAGUGCUUCCACAUUCCAAAUCUGGAAUUUUUUCAUUUGGUCAUAUUUCAAAGACCGUUUGAGGCAUAGAUAUAGAUAGAUAUAGAUAUUUGUUCUAUGUCUAUGGUUUGAGGUAUCAGGCUGAUUCCAAUAAAAGAAUUAAAGUUUGGACGUUGCUCUGUCACUCAAGGUAUUGAAUUGGAGGUAUUUCAACAGCUCAAAUUUUAGAGCCUGAGGGUUGACUUGGGGUCAAUUGUAAUGGAAAGAGCAUAACAAAUUGAGAAUUUCAACGUUGAAAUUGUUGUAAUCCGAUGAAAUAUGGGUACAUGAGAGCCAUGAGAAUGCAGGUAAAAAAAUGAAUGAAAAAGAUUAGAAAGUGGAAGGCCUUCCAUAUCCCCACCUAUUAUGUAGCCCACCCCCUUGAGUAUGGCGGUAUAUUGCAUGGUUAGCAAUGUUGAUGAAAUUAGUAUAAAAAAUUGGAUAAAAAUUUUACGAAUUCAUCGGCGCAAGAGGGUUAAGCCCUAACCCAGAAAGGCACAACAGCGGCUCUACUUUUUACGAAUACACAAAAGGAGCAACCUGUCUGCUGAGCUGCUUAAGAUCUUCUUCCACUGUUCUAUUUGAGUGGCAUAACAUACUGUAUGAGCGCAUGGUAUGCCAACUGCACAGGCAAGGACAGGAAAUCCCUCAAUCGAAUUAUAAGAUCCGCUGAAAAAAAACAUUUGACUUCCCCUGCCCCCACUGGACGACAUCUUUAAGAUCCGCUGCCUCCGCCGAGCGCACAAUAUUCUGCAGGAUAAGACACACCCCUCAAAACAUCUCUUCUCGCUGCUUCCAUCUGGAAGGCGGUAUCGGGCUUUUAGAGCACGCUCUUCCAGGGUGCAGAACAGUUUUAUCCCCAGGGCCAUCACAGAACUGAACAAUCAUGCCCCCCACCUCCCAGUCAGCACAGUUGCACUUUUUAGAUAGGGAUUUUAUGAAAUGGGACUUAAUGCAAUAUUGGAUGCCUUGAUAAUGUUUUUAAUGUUUUUAUAUUUUAUCUAUUGUGUGAGUGUGUAUAUGAAAAGGAGUAUUGUUUUAGAGGUUGCACAAGUAAAGUUCGUUGUAUGGUUCUGCUGCACAAUGACAAUUAAAGUCUAUUCUAUUCUU
Perca fluviatilis (European perch) is the source of this 4059-nucleotide messenger RNA. RefSeq names its product mucin-2-like. The record is from RefSeq and is a predicted model, not a curated record. Lineage: Eukaryota; Metazoa; Chordata; Actinopteri; Perciformes; Percidae. The coding region runs from base 1 to 1611 and encodes 536 amino acids. The transcript has 9 exons.